AGGAAGGCUGAGCACCCAUAAAGAGCUUAUGCAGCGGGAGGCGAGCGGCGCGCAGCAGUGCAGAUUAUGGGUGCUCAUUAGCGGCUCGCGCUAAUUAGCUCCAUUUCCCAGCAUGAGGAACCCCACAACCCCACGGAGGAGGGGGAAUGGAUACAAGUGGAGCUGAGCCCAUCCCUAUACAAACCCCACAGCCCCCAGUGCUGGCACCCCACGUCCCCAGGGGUUUUCCAUCUAUCUCCCGUGGGGCUUCAGGCACCCAUCCUUACGUAACGCCCUGCGCCCAUCUUCCCACCUUACCCCCCCACCCCCCAGCCCCUAAUCUUUGCCAUCUUGGGCUAAUUGGAUUUCCAUGGGUCACGUGGGGAGUGAUAAAAAAAGCCCCCCCAAAUCCCUCCAGGCCCCAGAAAUCAGGUUUAUCCAUGGGGAAUUAAGGGAGAGCACGGGGGGCAGCCGGCCUGCAAGCAGCCAGCCCAGCGCUCCGGUGAGGCCUUUUUGGGUUCCCCCUAAAAGUAUUUCUCUGCCCGCCCCCCAGGGGUGCGUGCACCCACCCCGAGGAGACCUGGAAGAGCGCGGGGACCUGGAGGAGCUCGAAGCUUUGGCAGAGGAGGACGAGGAGAUGGGGAGCGGGGCAAGCGCCGAGGACAAGGAGAUGGCCAAGAGGUCCAAGGAGUUGGAGAAGAAGCUGCAGGAGGAUGCGGAUAAGGAGGCGAAGACGGUGAAGCUGCUGCUGCUCGGGGCUGGAGAGUCGGGGAAGAGCACCAUCGUGAAGCAGAUGAAGAUCAUCCACCAGGAUGGAUACACACCUGAGGAAUGCAUGGAGUUCAAAGCUGUCAUUUAUGGGAACAUCCUGCAGUCCAUCCUGGCCAUCAUCCGUGCCAUGUCCACGCUGGGCAUCGACUACGCCGAGGCGGGACGGGCGGUGGGUGGGGGGCAAAGGGAGGGGGGGGUGGUGGGGAGGGGACGUGGUGUUGAAGGGAUGUUUGAUGUCGGAGGGCAGAGAUCAGAGCGCAAGAAGUGGAUCCACUGCUUUGAGGGGGUGACGUGCAUCAUCUUCUGUGGGGCGCUGAGCGCCUACGACAUGGUGCUGGUGGAGGAUGAUGAGGUGAACCGCAUGCACGAAUCCCUGCACCUCUUCAACAGUAUAUGCAACCACAAGUUCUUCGCCGCCACAUCCAUCAUCCUCUUCCUCAACAAGAAGGACCUCUUUGAGGAGAAGAUCAAGAAGGUGCACCUCAGCAUCUGCUUCCCUGAGUACGAUGGUCCCAACACGUUUGAAGAUGCAGGGAACUACAUCAAGACCCAGUUCCUGGAUCUCAACAUGCGGAAGGACGUGAAAGAGAUCUACAGCCACAUGACCUGUGCCACAGACACGCAGAACGUCAAGUUCGUCUUCGACGCCGUCACAGAUGUCAUCAUCAAGGAGAACCUCAAGGACUGCGGUCUCUUCUGAGCAGGUAGGGGGGCACAUUGUGCCACGAUGGGGGCUGUGACCCCAGACCCAAAGAGCUGGCAGCAAUGGGGAAGGAUGUUUCCCCUCAGCGCCCCCUUCUCUCCCCCCCAUCAGAAGAGACGACUGCAGUUCCACAUCACCGUUCUGCUGAGCAGAGCCAAAAGGACAACACAGAGCUCCCCAGCCCCCACUUUUUCUAUGAGCUGCCCCCCCAAGUCUGAGCCCACGCUAGGAGGGGCCCCAGCUGCCCUGCCUGCCCCACAUCACGGCCAUUUCCUCUCGGGCAGCACCCAGCUGUGCUCCUCCCACACAGAGCUCAGUGCAGGGGAAGAGGAAACGGGCACUGGGGCGGUUGGCAUUCUGCUAUUUAGAGCUGGAUUUGCUCUUUACUGUUUGUAAAUAAAUCCAUCCUACCGUAGACAAACCCUGUAUGCUCUCGGUGUUCACUGCAGUCAUCGGUGCAGCUUCACUUAGGAAAAACAAACCAACAAAAUAAAGAGAUGUGCAUGAAUGGAUGUCUUGUUUCUCCUGUGCUGAAGGAUGGAGGCACAGCUGGUGGACCCCGCGUGGGUCCCCACACCUCUUGCUGCUCCCACAUCACAGCAGGGUGGUCCUCAUCCCACGGGCUUUGAGACACACCAACCCCUGCCCCACACGCAGCCCCACACCCAAUAAGCACAGCGCAGGGAGAGCAGCAGAACGAGGCACAAAGGAGGGAAAGGACCCAACUGUUCACUCACCAUUUUAAUACUGCCAACAGCUACAACAGAUCAGAACUGUACACAAUGACAACCCGGGAGAAAGAGCCCCGAGGUGAUGGUUCAGCAAAGGAAUGGACUGAUGGGGUAUGAACGUUACUACAGGGAAAACGAUGGCAAAGAGGGAUUUGGCACCACAUAUACAGAGUAAAGGCAUGCUGUCCAUACAGACCCUGCACAGAAAGGCCGUGGUAAAUGCAGAACACGGCGUGCCCUUCACCAAACUGCCAAAAACAGAGCACUGUGCACAAAGGCUGUGUCACAGCACACGGCCUCCAGCAGUGCAGAGCUCAGUGUGUUCACCAUGAGCAGCGUUAACCCAUCAGCACUGCUCCUGCCCUCACUGUGUGCUACCAACACGUGGCCAAAGCCACACAGAGCGGGGUAACACCUCACAGCACAACGGGCCAACGCUACGGCCUGUAAGACAUUGCAGAAAUAUUGAGUUCUGACCACAGCAAGUGUUAAAAACAGAGAGUUCCUGCUAAGAGGAAUGCUUCGGGCACGAUCUGCUCACGUGUGCAUAGAUCAGUGAUAGUUUCUGUUGGUUUUAUUUUUAAAACAAGAAUCUUUUGCGAAGAAAGAAAGACAGUUUAGUAAAGUUAUAGUUUUCUCAAUGGAAAAAAAAAAUAACGAAACAAAACACCUUAAAAACAGACUAGUGGUGGUUUGGUAACCAAAGAAAGAGAGAAAG
Phasianus colchicus (ring-necked pheasant) is the source of this 2902-nucleotide messenger RNA. The record is from RefSeq and is a predicted model, not a curated record. NCBI's taxonomy places the organism in Eukaryota, Metazoa, Chordata, Aves, Galliformes, Phasianidae.